Xiphophorus maculatus (southern platyfish) is the source of this 2111-nucleotide messenger RNA. Its product is annotated as polyadenylate-binding protein 3-like. The transcript has 6 exons. Bases 347 to 997 code for a protein of 216 amino acids. The record is from RefSeq and is a predicted model, not a curated record. Gene Ontology annotation, cellular component: nucleus. Gene Ontology annotation, molecular function: RNA binding. Gene Ontology annotation, biological process: regulation of double-strand break repair; protein polyubiquitination. Lineage: Eukaryota; Metazoa; Chordata; Actinopteri; Cyprinodontiformes; Poeciliidae.
UCUCUCUAGCGUGACGUCAUUAAUGUGCGUCGCAUGUUUACAGUUAGAAAUGAACUCCUGAUUACAAUUUAUUUUAAAGCGUUUUGAUAGUGUGUCAUUUUAUAUUAAAGCGCGCUGGUAAAAGUGGUAAAUACGGACUAAGGAGAGGACGCUUAUUAUCGGAGAUAUUGCAUUGUUUGACUUUGUUUCUGAUCAUUUCUUGGCUGAUACGUUUAAACCUUAUUCGAGGAUGUGAAAGUAAAAGUUGUUGGGAGUUAAAAAGUUACUUGGGAAGCCAUUUAUCUCAAGGAUUCACUCCGGUUUAAGGUGGUAGAUAAAAGCUGUAUCUGAAUGAGAAAGGACGAGCAUGGAUAAAGAAGAAGAUUUGGAGAUACUUGGUGAACAGCUGUACUCUCUGAUCUACCCCAAACACAAGGAGGGUGCUGCAAAACUCACAGGUAUGUUACUGGAGCUUCCAGCUGCUGUUUUGAGCCAGAUGCUGCAGGAUGAGGCCAUGCUGACAGCAGCUGUGGAGAAAGCUCUCAGAGCUCUGCAGUUGGCACCGAAGGCCAGUGAGGUGGCACAGAAAGAUGAGGAUGAUGUGUCCGAGUCCUCCGACUCUCUGGGGGAGCAGCUGUUUGAGUUAGUGGAUGUUUACAACACUGGUCACUCACAGAAAAUCACAGGAAUGCUUUUGGAGCAGCCCAAAGAUGUGGUUUUACAGCUUUUGUCAGACCCCAAACUCCUGGAGGAACAUGUGAAUCUUGCCCUGAAGACUCUGAAAGAGCAGAAUAUAGAGGAGACGGACCUCAGCGACGCUUCAGAAGUUGAUGAGACAGACAGGCUGGGAGAGAAGCUCUUCUCAUUGGUCAAGCAGAUGGACUCACUGCAUGCGAAUGACAUCACAGGUAUGCUCCUGGAGAUGGACGCUGCUUCUCUCCAACAGCUGCUCAGUGACCACAGAAAGCUGCAGGUUGCCGUUCAGAAAGCACAGGCAGUGCUGGACACUGAAAGCUAAGCUGGAUUUGAUAAACCCAGAUUAUGAAGACUUUGUAAUUUCAGACUAAAUUGUGAACUGGGUAUGAAAGCAAGAUGACCGAUGAGUCUGAAAGACAUCAUUCUGCUGAAAUGAAGGCUCGUUUCUGAGUCCUUUGUUUGCAGUGUCAGCAUCUAAUGAAAAACAGAUCUGUACUGCUUCACUUUGGUGCCAAAUCUUUACGGUUUUUCUUGAUAAAAUUGUUUACACUAAUGCAUAAGAAUUAAUUUUCUUCUGCAGAGAUCUCACAGAAAUUUGGAUCAAGAUGCUGCUUUUUGUUUUGCAUUAUUGUAAAAAGAUUUCAGCUGCUAGGAAAUAUAGCCGAUUUUCAAAUACAUUAAGGAUGCUUACUGUUGUGUAUAGUAGUGUCAGAACUAUUUCCAAAUACUGAUUAUAAAGAUAUUCAUCAUUACCAUUUCUUAGUCCUGUGUUCAGCUGUAGCAUACAAAAGGAGGACGAGAACGAAUGACUGAGCUAAUAUGGAUGGAUUUAUGUAAAUACGUAAGGUUUGAUGUGCUGAUUUAUUUUUAAGUUUACAUUUUAAUAAUGUAGAAUAUGACUCACUAGGAAGGAGUAAUUAUAUAAUUAUGGCUGUUUUGAUCUCAAAAUGGCCAUUAGUGACACAAUAUAGCUAUUUGUGUCCAUUUUCUUAAAGUAGCUAAUUAUGUUGGACCAAUCACAUUUUAUCAUCCUCCAAAAAACAGAUUCUUUGGGGAAGGAGCGCUCCUGUUCCCCGUUAAGAUAUGAAAGUGUUUGGUUAAUUCAUUUCUGAACUUAGUAUCUAAAGGAGAAAGUUUCAGAGCAACUCUGUAGGUACCAAGUGAUUCAUUCAGAUUAGAGUGUUAAAUGGAAAUGGAGUUUUUAAAAGUACAACAGGACUAAAGAAAGAUUUUUCUUUAUUCCUGACUGAAAACAGAUGUUAAAAAAUAUAUAUCACAUGAGUUUGUGAUGAAAUUAUUGCUGUAUUGAUUUCUAUAUUUUCAAAAUAAAUAUUUUAAAACCCAAUAAAUGUUACCACUAUAAUAUCUAUAUCUACAUGUUAAUAUUGUCAUUUUCUUCUAAAUUCAAAUAAAACUCAACCACAUUUCAUUCACCU